GUGAAAAAUUGAGGGCAGACCCACUGCUCUCGUCUUACGACAGUCAUGUCAACUGAAUUUGUGGACCCACAGAAAUCUGCCUCAGCGCAGUUUCCGAGCUGCGACAAUAAAAUGGACCUUCUCAUAGAAGAAAUAAUUAACCUAAUUCGGGAUGCUACCUGCAGUUUCCCUUCAAACCUGAAUCGAUUUCUGGAGCACGACACGCUCAGGUCACCCUCUUCAAAGGGCCGUCACAGACAUCCUUUGGGCGUGGAUUCACGUGCUGGCGGCCACGAGCGUGAGAUCUACGCACCGGGGGACGAGGCGGUAGCUCGUGCAGAAUAUACCCAAGUGCUAGCCAAAGAAUGGUUCACGAAAAGCGCUGCAGCAGAGAAGGGUCGAAGCGAAGCGGACACGAGUGCAAUACAAUCGGAACUUAACGCUGCAAGUUCGAGACAGCUCAAUUGGAGAAACGGUGUGCUGAGGCCGAGCGCUCUGCGGAUAAGUAGGUGUGAAGGCCUGCACGAAGGUCGCGAACAAGGAAGCAACGAAGAACGCAGAGACGCGCUCAAGGCAUUUGAUAAAUUUUUGGCAGAAGAAAUAGAUGGAAGUGAGCAGAGUGACUGGACUCGAAGAUGGGCCGCAUCAGUCGACGGUGUCACUUCCUAUAGCAUGAUGAGACAUUUUGAUGGACUGCAAAUUGAUAGAUCAGAAACAGAGGUACCAGGGCUUGUGAACACAAGGAUCAAGAAACUGCCAGUGGUCGUCGGAAAAAAAACGAUGAUACGACUGAAAAAUUUCCGGGCGACUGGACAACUGGACAACUGGGAUAAGCAGGGAAAUAGUACAUCCGCCUAACGAUAGCGUCGUUAUGUAACAGACCGGAGGGCGUGCGUUGCAGAUACAAGGUCACGGUUGCGAUGGACGUCUACACAGGAUUGAAACGGAG
This is a messenger RNA of Guyanagaster necrorhizus, 928 nucleotides long. RefSeq lists its product as uncharacterized. Bases 46 to 837 code for a protein of 263 amino acids. The transcript has 6 exons. NCBI's taxonomy places the organism in Eukaryota, Fungi, Basidiomycota, Agaricomycetes, Agaricales, Physalacriaceae. The record is from RefSeq and is a predicted model, not a curated record.